ACGACGUGAUCACUACACUGUUGCGACAACGACCAGAGAUCAACAACCUCUUUGGAUGGCUAGAACAAUUUGCCCAUACCGAACGUACUAAAAAACUGACCGUUGCAGGGUCAGAGGGUAUUAUUGAUAAAACUAAGGCACUUAGAAACAUCUUCCAGGACCUCUGCCUGGAGAUUAAAAUUGCUAGACUACAAGCCGAAAACGGCGAAUUAAGAGCCGAGAUUCAGGCCAGAGAACGGGCCGACGAGUUGGCUGAGAGGCAGACAGUCACCGUCAAACCCAGACCUGCUCUUACAACUCAAGCUAAGGUCACGUCAAUGUCCUACGCCGAAAAAGCAAGGUCUGACCCGAAACCAGGUCAACCCAUUAAGGUUCCGAAGAGUAUGCCGAAGGAAAAUAAUAUUAAAAGGACCCUCACUAAGUGUCGGGAGGCUAAGACAAACUCGAGGCUCUCCUUUGAAGUUCCCGAUAAUGUCUCCAUGGCAGCGGCAAAAGCCGAAUUAUGGCAAAUAGUUAAGGGUAAAAUGAGAAACCCCAGAGCCAGAACUGUGAUCAAUGGCAAGAACAUCAUAAUAAUACCCGACGAUGUAAACACGUUGGAGGUGGUAAGCAAUCUACCCAAUGUAAAAAUCACAGGGUCCAAACAGCCGAGAAUAAUCAUUUACGAUGUCAAUUCUCAGUUGAACGAAGAUGAGAUAGUCACCGGGCUAUCCGAUCAAAACCCAGAGUUAGGACUUACAAAGUUGGAAACAGACAAGAUAACUGUAAAAAACAAACUCGGUCCAAGGGACAGUACGACCACUCACUGGGUACUAGAAGUCCCUGCGAGUGUGAUUCCCAGGCUGGAAGGCAAGCUGGUUUUCUUAGGGCUAACCAGAUGCAAAAUCAAAGUACAUCAGAGCGUACCACAGUGCUUCCACUGUCAAGGGUAUAGGCACACCGCCAUUAAAUGUACGCAAGAGUUACCUAGGUGUAGACACUGUGCAGGAAUGCACGACAGUAGGCAAUGUAAAGAGCCCCAAAAGGCGGUCUGCACAAAUUGUAAAGGCGACCACAAGGCGUCCAGCGCAACAUGCGCGCACAGAAUAAGAGCUAUUAAAAGUCUCCUAAGGCGGACGGACUUCAGCUCCAUAUGA
Molecule: messenger RNA, 1136 nt
Organism: Diuraphis noxia (Russian wheat aphid)
Lineage: Eukaryota; Metazoa; Arthropoda; Insecta; Hemiptera; Aphididae
Source: RefSeq, a predicted model, not a curated record